UGGAGGAUAAGGCUCUAGCAGGCUCUAACUCCAUAGGGCCACUGGUAGGCCACCAUGCCACCAUGCCACCAUGCCACCAUGCCACCAUUGAGCUCCCCUCCCUACCUGGUUUCCCCAAGUUCCAUGUCAUCCCUGACUAUUCUGUACAAGCCUAGCAAUCAUCUUAUUUCUCACUCCCAUACAUUCCCCCUCACUCUCCAGCUGAAUAAAAGAUGACCUCAAUCUUUGGAUCAAGAACGCCAAAUUCAAAUUCAAAUUCAAAUUCAAUUGCUCAAUCUACAGCUUCACAAACAACCAAUCCCAUCUCACCAUCAACUAACAAUCCUCCAGCCAGUACAGAAGACGAAAAUGAACAAAUUGACUCAUUAUCUCACGAUCCCAGUCAACGAACCAGCUCGGAAGAUGACCUCGACCCUUCACGUCCUGAACUCCUUCACCACCUCCAAAACGAUUCGUCAAUCCUUACUCUCGCUGUCGGAUCCAAAUAUAUCUAUGCGGGUACUCAAGAUGGAGAGAUCAUAGUCUGGUCCCUUGCAUCCUACGAACUCGUUUCGCGCAUCCAAGCACACACCCGCAGCGUACUCUCCCUCUUUCUUUCCGCAGACGGCAAACUCCUCUUCUCAUCUGCCGGUGACGCCAUUGUCAAUGCAUGGUGCCCUACGAGUCUAGUCCGAAAGUAUCACAUCUACAGUACCUACGAUGUCGGCGAUGUAUUUUCCGUAGCCUAUUCCCCUCAAUUCGAGACGGUUUAUUUGGGAGCGCAAAACACCAGCAUACAAUGGGUCAGUUUAAGGGAUUCUGCGGCGAGACCUACCCCAAACCCGGAGCGUCACCCGGAUAGGAGGAAUCAUCGAUUUUUUGAUAGUGUACAGCAUGGAGGGACGAGUACACCAAGGCCGAGACAAGUUGCACGGGCGGCUGCAGAUCAGGGAGAUGUCUUGGAAAUUGAUAAGGCGCAUAUGAAACAAUAUGCUCAUUUUGGCUAUGUGUAUUGUAUGCUCAUGGUUCGGGGCGUCUGCAGACAAGUCGAUGCGGAUGAGGAUAUGCUCAUUUCUGGUGGAGGAGAUGGGACAAUCAAGUUGUGGAAAUUGAGCAAUGAUCAAGACGAAGGGAUCAUUGAGAUUGAAAGACUUGGGGAAGAUGACGCCGAGAGUGUCUUGAGUCUGGCAGUAGAUGGGAGUUUUCUGUACAGCAGUAAACUGGAAGGGGUGAUUGAGCUGUGGGAUUUGGACACGAGGCAGAAGUUGAGGGUCAUCAGGACGAAUAAGGGUGAUGUCAUGACGUUGCAAAUGGGUUGGGGUUAUCUUUGGAGUGGAGGAAGUACAGGACACGCUAGAGUGAGUUUGCUUUCUGUGGUUGGUGUGCUCAUCUCGCAUGACCAGGGGGCUAACAUUUGACAGAAAUACAGCACGGUACAAUAUGGACAAUAUAAAACCUCAAAUUUCAGCCAAAAAUAUCAAUGCGUCAAACGAUGGAAAGCGCAUGAAGGCAGAAUCUUGGCUUCGGCAGUCACCACGUUCCGUGGACAACAACUCUACAUAACUGGUGCUAACGAUUGUUCGGUCUCGAUAUGGGAUAUUACUGGUUGUGACACUGGCACAUAUCCGAAACGCGAGUCGCUUCAAGACGAUCAACUCAUCAAGUCGUUGCAAGAUUUUGUGGCUUUCAAGACGAUUUCUGCAAGACCUGAUCAUGCCGAGGAUUGUCGACGUGGUGCUACGUUUCUUAGAACAUUGUUCAAGAAACAUGGAGCGGUUACUGAAAUGCUAACCACCGAAGCUCAUCACAAUCCAAUUGUUUAUGCCAAGUUCAAGGGAAAUCCGGAGACGGCUGGAAAGAGGAAGAAGAUAUUGUUUUAUGGACAUUAUGAUGUCGUGCCUGCGGAUGACAAGCAAAAGAAAUGGAUCGUUGACCCAUUCCACAUGAAGGGGGUAAACGGGUAUCUUUACGGACGUGGAGUGAGUGACAACAAGGGACCUAUCAUGGCUGCUCUUUAUGGAGUUGUGGAUUUGGUUCACGAGAAAGCUUUGGAUUCCGAUAUCACUUUUUUGAUUGAGGGAGAGGAAGAGAGCGGAUCGAGAGGUUUCAAGGACGCUGUGAGGAAGCAUAAGGAAUUGAUUGGCGAUAUUGAUUAUAUCAUUCUUGCUAAUAGUUACUGGCUUGAUGAUGAGGUUCCUUGUCUGACUUAUGGCCUGAGAGGUGUCCUUCACGCCACUGUCAGGGUUAAUAGCAAACAUCCAGAUGUUCAUAGUGGAGUUGAUGGAAGUUUCAUGAUGGAUGAGCCACUUUUUGAUCUGACUGCUAUCUUGGCCAAACUCAAAGGGCUUCACAACAGGAUCCAAAUUCCUGGAUUCUACGAUGAUAUUCUUCCCAUAACUCCAGCCGAAGAAGCUCGAUACGAUGAUAUUGUGUCAACUCUCCUCCGUCGCAACCCAGAACUUGGACCGGCGGAAAAUCUCAAGCAGUCAAUCAUGGCAAGAUGGAGAGAACCAAAUUUGACACUCCAUCGUUAUAAAGUCUCUGGACCGGAUGGUUCCCUUGUUUCAUCACAUGCUAGCGCGGCUAUCUCUCUUCGUCUAGUGCCCAACCAAGAAGUCGACGACGUCAUCAAAUCCCUUUCAAAGUUCCUCCAAGAUGCUUUUGCGAAGCUUGACACGCAUAAUCACCUAACAAUAUCAAUCGACAACCAAGCAGAUGCAUGGCUUGGUGACCCUGAGAAUGAAAUCUUUAGGACGUUAGAGGAAGCGAUCAUGGAGGUUUGGGGACCGAUAACGAAUCACACAAGGAAGAGUAGUGUGCAGGGUCCUAAACAUGUAGAGAAAGAAAAGGAAAACUCACCUACGAGUCCAAUCAACGCAUCCCCAAGUCUUAAGCCUACACCAGCGACAACCACGAGUCUAACUGGGGGGAGUGACCAUACAAGUUUGGCGACUGCACCGGUAGAUCUUGCAUCAUUAUCAUUAGAUGCAGAAGAUAUUUCUGGCGAAAGGGAUGAGAAGGAAAAUGAGGGGCUCGGGAAUGAAAAUGAUAAGACAGAUGAUGGUAAAAGUAGAGACCGCAAGGGAUUGAGCGCCAAAAAUGGGACGGGGAUGGGGAGGAAACCGUUGUAUAUCAGGGAAGGAGGCUCAAUUCCUAGUAUUCGAUUUUUAGAGAAGGAGUUCGGAGCGCCAGCAGCACAUUUGCCAUGCGGACAGGCGAGUGACAGUGCGCAUUUAGGUGAGAUUUAUUUUCCCUAUUAUAUUUCGUCUGCGUCAUGUGAGCUACGGGGGAAGGCGUUGGUUAUUUAUGACAAGAAUCUUGCUAAUGGGUGAUAAAACACACAGACAACGAAAGGAUCAGAGUUAAUAAUCUAUACAAUAGUCGGUUGAUCUUUAGGAAAGUGUUUAGAGAGUUGCCCAGGAAAUAAGAAGGGCUGGCAAGCUUGAAUCAGAGUGCAUUUUUAGUUUGAUGGGGGAAGGGGUCAGAUGAUUUUGAAUGGAUGAGUGAGUGCGUGAAUGCAUCGGGCUUUUGAAGAGAGAGUGCGGAGAAGGAAGGAGUUGGCUUAGCAUUCAUUGUAUUAUAUUAUAGUUAAAUGAUACCAGCCUGG
Sclerotinia trifoliorum is the source of this 3586-nucleotide messenger RNA. NCBI's taxonomy places the organism in Eukaryota, Fungi, Ascomycota, Leotiomycetes, Helotiales, Sclerotiniaceae. The record is from the annotation of a GenBank genome assembly.